This is a messenger RNA of Rotaria sp. Silwood2, 321 nucleotides long. The record is from the annotation of a GenBank genome assembly. Lineage: Eukaryota; Metazoa; Rotifera; Eurotatoria; Philodinida; Philodinidae.
AUGUGUACUUAUUUCGAUUGGGAAGAUGAUGGUAAAGAAUUUGAGAUUUCACUUCGUCAUCUUUCACAUGAAGCAUGUGUAGCACUUACUCAGCCGUCUUAUUGGGAACAAUUAAAAAAAGACACAACAAUUUCAAUAUCAGUAAUUGGAAAUUAUGUUCCCAUGGAAUUCGAAGAGAUAAUCGAAGAUGAUGAACCUUCGAGACUUGAACUUAUCAUUGAAAGCAAAAAUGAAAAAGACAAAAAAACAUUACAAGGCUUGCUUUUUUUAAUAUUUUAUAAAGUCAAUAACCUUGAACAAAAUUUUCUAUUAAGAUAUUAG